CACUUUUCCUCCUUUGUGUUUUAGGUGAGAUGAGUGAGAGCCGAGCAAAGAGAGUUCGAAUAAAAGAGGUAGACGGCUGGACUCUGAGGAUGCUGAUCGAUUAUGUUUACACUGCAGAAAUUCAGGUUACGGAAGAAAAUGUACAGGUACUUCUCCCAGCAGCUGGUCUGUUACAGUUACAGGAUGUGAAGAAGACCUGCUGUGAAUUUUUGGAGUCUCAGCUUCACCCUGUCAACUGCUUAGGAAUUCGGGCUUUUGCUGAUAUGCAUGCAUGCACAGACCUCCUGAACAAAGCCAACACCUAUGCAGAGCAGCAUUUUGCAGAUGUUGUACUUAGUGAAGAAUUUCUCAAUCUCGGCAUUGAACAAGUGUGCAGCUUAAUCUCAAGUGACAAACUUACCAUCUCCUCAGAAGAGAAGGUAUUUGAAGCAGUAAUAGCUUGGGUAAACCAUGACAAGGAUGUAAGGCAAGAAUUUAUGGCUCGGCUGAUGGAACAUGUGCGGUUACCUUUGCUUCCUCGGGAAUAUUUAGUUCAGAGGGUCGAAGAGGAAGCAUUGGUCAAGAAUAGCAGUGCUUGCAAAGAUUACCUCAUUGAAGCUAUGAAGUAUCAUUUGCUGCCAACAGAACAGCGUAUAUUAAUGAAGAGUGUUCGGACCCGACUGAGGACACCCAUGAACCUUCCCAAAUUGAUGGUGGUAGUUGGGGGCCAGGCACCAAAGGCUAUCCGAAGUGUGGAAUGCUAUGACUUUAAAGAAGAGCGAUGGCACCAAGUAGCAGAAUUACCUUCCAGGAGAUGUAGGGCAGGGAUGGUCUACAUGGCUGGGCUCGUUUUUGCUGUCGGUGGCUUUAAUGGCUCCUUGAGAGUCCGCACUGUAGAUUCCUAUGACCCCGUGAAAGAUCAGUGGACCAGCGUUGCAAACAUGCGGGACCGGAGAAGCACUUUGGGGGCCGCUGUAUUGAAUGGAUUGUUAUAUGCCGUGGGAGGCUUUGAUGGCAGCACAGGUUUAUCAUCCGUGGAAGCAUAUAAUAUAAAGUCUAAUGAGUGGUUUCACGUGGCUCCAAUGAACACAAGGAGGAGCAGCGUAGGUGUCGGUGUUGUUGGAGGUUUGCUCUAUGCUGUAGGGGGGUAUGAUGGAGCUUCACGUCAAUGUCUUAGCACAGUAGAAUGCUAUAAUGCUACAACAAAUGAAUGGACCUAUAUAGCAGAAAUGAGCACCAGACGGAGUGGAGCCGGUGUUGGCGUGUUAAACAACUUACUGUAUGCUGUUGGGGGUCAUGAUGGUCCUUUAGUACGAAAAAGUGUUGAAGUGUAUGAUCCUACCACCAAUACAUGGAGACAGGUUGCAGAUAUGAACAUGUGCAGAAGAAAUGCAGGAGUUUGUGCAGUUAAUGGUCUGUUAUAUGUAGUUGGCGGGGAUGAUGGUUCCUGUAACUUGGCAUCUGUAGAAUAUUAUAAUCCAACAACUGAUAAAUGGACAGUUGUGUCAUCUUGUAUGAGCACAGGGAGAAGUUACGCAGGGGUCACAGUUAUUGAUAAACCAUUAUGAGCCGGAAGGACAUUUUUGGCAUAUUUAUACAUGAGAAGCAGGCUUCACCAAGUAUUUCUGAAGCGACUCAGAGUCUAGCACUUCUCCACUUGUGGCUGCUCUUUAAGUCUCAGCAGAAGAUCAGAUCGGCUGCCUUAAUAGGCCUCAGAUACUGAAGAUUAUUUUUGGUAGAAGCACUGCAUAGGCUUUUUCUGCAAUGAGCAGCAGCUGACUGAAUUUUAAUAAGAAACCGGACUACAGUACUUAUUCUGUAGUCUUUAGACAACAGUUGCUUUCUUAAAGACUAGUUCUUACCAACCUCAAAUGACUAUGGAUUAUUUUGUGAAGGACGAUAAAGUAAUGUGUUCUUGUAAAAUUAAAUUUUAUCUUUAUUCCUUCUCCUGAAAAUCUGUAUACACAGGAACUGAAAAUCUGAACAGGUAUUAAAAUCUGUGUAAGUAUACAAAGUAGCUGAGGAAUAAAACUGUUUGCUUUUAUAAAAUAUCUUUGAUUACAUGAGUAUAAUAAAUUGUGUGCAUAUAAAUGUGUGUCUAUAUGCUUUCCUUUAAAUAUGUUUGAAAAGAUGUUUGAAACUUGAUUAUACUAUUUAUAAUUGGCACAGUACUUUGAAUUAUGCCAGUACUACAUUGUAAAACAGAGUUGUAUUUUUUGAUAUUUAACAAUGCUUAACACUUUAAAAUGCCACUUCUGAGGAAUGAACAUGGUGUAACACACUUAAAUAUGUGUGAUGCCAAACUUUUUUAAAUAAAAUAUAAAUUAUGCUUAUUUAUUAUUUUCUUUAGUUUAAUCUUGGUCAUGUUUUGGUGUGUAUUUUUAAUUUUUUUCUUAAAGUAACACUUUGGCAUGAACAUUACUACAGGUUUUUGAAGAAUAUAAUGAAUGUAUGGAAUUCAACUGAGUUUGCAUGGUCUUAAGAAUUUUUUCUGUGUGUAUAAAUUUAGCUGCUAUUAACAGAAGAGAGAAUUUUCUGUGAGUAGCCAUGUGUGUUGAUCAAAUACAGUUUUUCUGAGAUCUUCAAUUAAUCUCACUUUAAAAUGACCGAAACAUGUCUUUCUUGAAUAUCUUUGAAUAAAAGUUUGUAUAUUAUUUGUUUCA
Leptonychotes weddellii (Weddell seal) is the source of this 2642-nucleotide messenger RNA. The record is from RefSeq and is a predicted model, not a curated record. Lineage: Eukaryota; Metazoa; Chordata; Mammalia; Carnivora; Phocidae.